AUGCCUCCUCGAAAGUCAACGUCGUCUAUACCGCCGACGGACGGCGAGGAAGGCAGCGCGGGCAUGCAAAGCACAGAACAGCAACUAAAAGCUCAGGCCGAAGGGGUCAGUGUCGAGGUAACCAAACAACACAAUGGUCUUACAAAAGUUUCAAAAUCACAUUUGCUGACCAAGUUUCCCAAACACAAAAAGGACCUGCUUCUUCCUCGCUCUGUAACGCAGCGUCUGGCCAAAAGCGUACUGCCGCCCAACACGACGAUUCAAAAAGAUGCCCUUUUAGCGAUCCAAAAGGCAGCGACGGUUUUUGUUUCCUACCUAUCUUCACAUGCAAAUGAUGCGACGCUCAAACGGACCAUUGCGCCGUCCGACGUUUUAUCUGUUCUCUCCGAACUCGAGUUUGACUCGCUGCAUCCUCGCCUCGAGCGAGAACUAGAAGCCCACACCGAAGCACAGGCAGGCAAGAAGCGGGCAACCAAGGAAAAGAAAGAAGCUGCUGCAUCCGAAGGCAACCCAGAAAAUGCGUCGAUGGUGUCAACCACAGGCGAGGCCAAGGGCGGCGACAAUCAAGAAACAGGAAUCCGGGAAAAGAAACGCGUGAAACGGGACAGUGACGGACAGGAAAAGACGGUUCCGACGACGGACGACACUGAGGUUGAAGAAGAGCCAGACGACGACGAAACUGAAGAGGCCGAGGACGAGGACGAGGAUGACGAGGAAGAAGAAGAGGAGGAAAGUGAUGGGGGUGACGAGACGCAGGAGGCUGAGGAUCUCGAUCGGGUCGAGGGCCCUGAUCAAAGGGACCGUCAGGUAGAGGCAAACAGUGACAGCGAGGAAGAUGAGGAUGGACCGGCGGCGCAGUUGCGUUCGAACAUGGGACUGGGCUAG
Talaromyces rugulosus is the source of this 885-nucleotide messenger RNA. RefSeq lists its product as uncharacterized. The transcript has 2 exons. Gene Ontology annotation, cellular component: CHRAC; epsilon DNA polymerase complex. Gene Ontology annotation, biological process: leading strand elongation; DNA damage response; heterochromatin formation. Gene Ontology annotation, molecular function: protein heterodimerization activity; chromatin DNA binding. The coding region runs from base 1 to 885 and encodes 294 amino acids. The record is from RefSeq and is a predicted model, not a curated record. Lineage: Eukaryota; Fungi; Ascomycota; Eurotiomycetes; Eurotiales; Trichocomaceae.